This is a messenger RNA of Colletotrichum abscissum, 1434 nucleotides long. Its product is annotated as serine carboxypeptidase. Gene Ontology annotation, cellular component: fungal-type vacuole. Gene Ontology annotation, molecular function: serine-type carboxypeptidase activity. The transcript is spliced from 6 exons. The record is from RefSeq and is a predicted model, not a curated record. Lineage: Eukaryota; Fungi; Ascomycota; Sordariomycetes; Glomerellales; Glomerellaceae. Gene Ontology annotation, biological process: proteolysis. Bases 1 to 1434 code for a protein of 477 amino acids.
AUGAGAGUUGCGCUUCCUUGCUCUGUGGCCACUCUAGGCCUGGCUAGCCUUAGUGUUGCGCUGGCGACGCCCAAGAGCUACUCCGUCGACAGGACCUACAGCCUUAUGUCUGACUUGGGAACGAACUUCACGGUUUAUGAGCAUGCGGCGACGAGCUCCAGAACAAGAUACGUCCAGGACUCGGGAAUCUGCGAGACGACCAAGGGCGUCAAGCAAUACUCUGGCUACUUCGACGUCGGUACCGAUCAAAACAUGUUCUUCUGGUUCUUCGAAGCUCGCAAAGAUGCGAAUACGGCCCCCGUCGCUCUGUGGCUAAACGGUGGUCCGGGCUGCAGCUCCAUGCUCGGCCUUUUCCAAGAAAACGGGCCAUGCACCUUCAACAAGGCCCCCGGCGCAGAUCCCAUUCUGAACCCCAACUCAUGGAACAAUGUUGCCAAUAUGCUCUACGUGGAUCAGCCAAUCGGAGCCGGUUUCAGCUACGGCACGAGUGAUACAGACAGCACCGUCAAGGCCGCGCCAAAAGUCUGGGCGUUGAUGCAAUCUUUCUACAGCAAAUUUCCCGAUUACAAGGGCCGUGAGUUCGGUUUGUUCACCGAGUCUUACGGCGGCCACUACGGCCCGGAGUUCAUCGAUCACUUCCAGGCUCAGAAUGACGCUAUCGACAAGGGCACUGUCAAAGGGGAGAAGAUCAAGAUUGUCGCUCUCGGUAUCGGAAACGGAUGGAUCGACCCAGUCGUCCAAUACAAGGAUUACCUGGAGUAUGCGGUGAACAACACGUACAACAAGAUCAUCGACCAGCCCAAGUUUGAUGAGCUCACUAAGGCCUAUGAGAAGGAUUGCAAGCCUGCGAUGGAAAAGUGCACUGGCCUUGAGGGACAGAACGAAGCUUGCGUGGCCGCUGAGAAUGCGUGCUAUGCAGCCGUUGAAGCACCCAUCGAAGCGGCUAAGACUUUUAACGUGUACGAUGUUAGAGCCGCGGACGACAAAUUCCCUCCUGGAACUUAUCAGGCAUACAUCAAGAAGCCUGAGGUCAUGAAGGCGAUCGGUGCCAAAUCUGAGUACCAAGAGUGCCCUCAAGCACCAUACGAUAAGUUCACCUCGACCGGCGAUGGUCAGCGAUCUUUCCUCACUAAACUUCAAGAUAUCACAAAGAAGGAUGUCCAAGUUCUGAUUUGGUCUGGUGACGCUGACUUCAUCUGCAACUAUAUUGGCAAUUACAACGCAGCGAAGAAGAUCGGGGGUGAGGAGUUCGAAAAGGCAGAGAUGAAAGAUUUCACAAUGAACGGCAAGAAGAUGGGCGAGUACAAGAACAUCAAGAACUUGAGUUGGCUGAGGGUUCAUGAGGCGGGUCAUGAAGUGCCUGCUUAUCAACCAGAGGUUGCUCUGGAAGCCUUCAAACAGACUAUGGCGAAGAAGGGUAUCUCUUCCCCGUGA